Messenger RNA from Danio rerio (zebrafish), 2014 nucleotides. It is a transcript of the gene sntb1, whose product is annotated as syntrophin, basic 1. Lineage: Eukaryota; Metazoa; Chordata; Actinopteri; Cypriniformes; Danionidae. Gene Ontology annotation, cellular component: anchoring junction; endomembrane system; cytoskeleton. The record is from RefSeq and is marked provisional. Gene Ontology annotation, molecular function: structural molecule activity.
GUCCUGUACGAGUGUAUGAAAUCACAUGGCAUUUUAAGAAUGCUUCAAAGAUGGCGGUUUGCGGUAACAGAGUGCAGAAAAGUGCAUGUUUGGAGGUGCUGGUGCGGGAGCAAUGGCACGCGGUGCUGGCGAGUUUAGGGGACGAGUCUCUGACGCUCAGCUGCGAGGAUCCCGCGGCGGACACCAGCGUCAGCCUGAACGGCAUCACCACCAACGGCUCCUACGACCAACCGGACCCCACCAACAGUCCCAAAACCGGAGCGAGAACUCCUUUUUCGGAUUCACAAGUGCCCGAAGCGAUUGCGAACCGCAAGAGAUGCGUCAAAGUGAUCAAGCAGGAGGUCGGUGGAUUAGGGAUCAGCAUCAAAGGCGGGAAGGAGAAUAAGAUGCCUAUUCUCAUUAGUAAGAUAUUCAAGGGUCUGGCCGCGGAUCAGACUCAAGCGCUGUACGUGGGCGACGCGAUACUGUCCGUGAACGGGAUCAAUCUGCGGGACGCCACGCACGACGAGGCGGUGCAGGUGCUGAAGAAAGCGGGGAAAGAAGUUAUGCUGGAAGUGAAGUAUAUGCGGGAAGCGACGCCUUAUGUGAAAAAAGGCUCACCGGUGUCUGAGAUUGGCUGGGAGACACCCCCUCCUGAGUCCCCUCGUCUUGGCAGUCCUCACUUCGAGCUCCCCAGCCCUCCGUCACAGUGCUUGCAGGGUGACCGCAGAUGUAUCCCCCUCAAAAUGUGCUACAUCACACGCAGUAUGACUGUGCCUGACCCAGAAAACAGACAGGUGGAGCUGCACUCCUCUGAUGCUAAAAACACAAUAGUGAUGAGACAUACAGACAGCUCCUCUGCCCAGACCUGGUUCACUCUCAUGCAAUCCGUCAUCACAAACCUCACCAACAAAGUCAUCAGUGAACUACGAGAACAUGCGGGCCGACACGGCAUCAUUGGGAGUCGAGAGAUCCGACACCUGGGAUGGCUAGCGGAAAAGACGGAAAGUGAAAGGCAGAGCUGGAAGCCGGUGCUCGUGAUGCUGACGGAGAAAGAUCUGCUGCUGUUUGACAGUAUGCCACGCAUGAGAGAACACUGGCUCACCCCGACACACACCUACCCUCUGCUCGCCACACGGCUGGUGCAUUCUGGUCCAGAUAAGGGAUCACCGCAGCCUGGUGGGGAGCUGUCCUUUGCUACACGGACAGGAACCAGAUUAGGAAUCGAAGCCCACCUGUUCAGGGCAGAGACCUGCAAAGAUCUGUCACUCUGGACCAGACACAUAGUCACGGGCUGCCACACAUCUGCAGAGAUGAUCAAAGAGGUCACCACCAGCUGCAUGUAUCAGGGUCAGGACUGUCGGCUGGUCAUUCACUAUGAGCGAGGUUUCUCAGUGGUGGCAGAAGGAGAGGAAUGUUCUAGAGCUGAGCCGCUCUUCAGCUACCCGUUUGAAAGGCUCAGGAUGUCUGCGGAUGAUGGUGUACGGAUCCUCUACCUGGAUUUCGGCGGGAACGAGGGUGAAAUUCAACUGGACCUGCACUCCUGUCCCAAGCCUAUUGUUUUUAUCCUCCACUCCUUCCUCUCCGCUAAGAUUGCACGAUUAGGAUUGGUAGCCUGAGAUUGAACUGUUAUAGACUGAUUAUUCCAACAAACCUGGGAAACUGUGACUUGCAAGACUGAACGAAGGUGAUGUAGCAAAGCAGACCUCUGAAUGAUUUUAAUCACAUUUCAGUAAAUGACAAACAAUGUAUUUUUCAGAGAAAUCGUAAUUCUAGUGAAACACAAUUUCACAUUGAUUUUCUAAGAAAGAAUUCAACUAUAUGAUGAACACUAACUUGUGAUUGGAGCUAAAAAUAUAUACUGGAAGUAUUGCUUUAGAGUCCAAUACGGCACUUACAAUAUUAACUCCUUUAUAACGUUGGGAGGGAAACGGCCAUCUGUGUGACAGCUGCCCUGACUAACUGCAUCUGUCUGGCAGCUAAUGUGGAUUAAAAAGACUAGUUUAAUGCACAUAAAAGUUAAACAGCCUGAAAA